CGCGGUCACACUGGAUAAAAUUCAUAUACACAUACACGCGAACGAAGCGACCGUGUGUGGAUUCGUGGAGCAAAUCGAAAUUGGCAGGAUUAAAAGCAUUCGCGAACGCACAGGCAGCGGCUAUAGGGCUGCCCACGCACUAAGAACACUAACUAGCCAGUUAAGAGGUUCCUUAACCACCGACUAAUAUGCAAAAAUCAGCGUAAUUGGCAAGUUCAAUGCACGACUAAUAUAUUUGGCCACACUUGCCAGUGUGCGUGCGCGCGUGUGUGUGUGUGCUGUCCGUGUGCGCGUGUUUGUGUGGCCGCGACGAGUAUGUGUGCGGUAUAUCGUAUAUUUGCAAGACUCGCGGAUGAAACAGCGUGAAAAGUGAGCGAAACAUCGGGAAUAGGGCAGCCCAGCCAAAGAACUCGAUCCGGAUUCUGAUGCGGACGAUGGGGAUAUAGAUCUAUCCAUAGAGCCACCGCACCACAGUAGGUCGGUCAGGCGACGUCAAGUUGGAAAAGCAGGAACGGAGCAGAGAUGUCGAAGCGGCUCCACUGAGUCAAGUGUUUUGUGGUGUUGUGAAAUUUUCCGUCUCCAGGUCGUAAUCUCCGCAAUCGUAAUCCCGCCGCGAUUGAUUCCCUCAUCAAAAUUUUCAAUUGAACGCAACUCCGCCAUAAACAAAAAUCGAAAAUUCGACCACUAGCCAAACAACAAAAAAUCACGCAGUGAAGAAGAAGCAGCAGCCAAAAAAAAAAGAAAAGAAAACUUGUUUGAAAAAGGCCGAACCGAAGAAAAAGAGUCGGAGUUUCGAGAAUUACAGCGUGCUAGGAACGAAGCACCGGCGACGUCACCAAAUAUACGCAUCACCAUGGAUGAGGAUGACAACCUGUCCAAUGCCGACAUCAGCAUCGACGAAGAAGAGGCGGUGGAGCGUUCGCGCGAGGCCAUGCAGCAGGAUGACCAGGACCAGGAUGAGGACGAAUCCUCUGAUGUGGAUCUGUCCUCGGUGUAUGUCCUGCCCGCCAUAGUCUCGAUAGGUGGUGGUGCACCUCCUCCAGUGCGAACUAGUGCAGGAUCAUCGGGAGGCGGAGUAGGUGGAGCAGGAGCCACAACUGCAGCCACCGACAACUCGCAUUCCCCUUUCCACGACUGGGAUUCCAGAGUGGCGGCUGCUGCUCCUCUGCCACCGCCGCCCCGUGGAACCACUGCAGCGGGAUCUGGCGGCAAUCCCUCCUCCUCAUCUUCUGGCGAUGCCGGCGCCAAGCCGAGCUUCUUCUUUGGCGCCUCGUCCUUUAGUUUGCGCAGCCGCAAGGAAGUGGCCGCCCUGAUCAACACCGAAUGCUGCCGCGGCAGCCCCACGCCCGAUCUCGACUCUAUAAUGGACACCCUGUUUAAUCCGGGCACGCCCAUCGACAAUCUGGACAACAUCGAGUGGAUACGAUGGCUCAUUGCCGGCGGACGCACGCCGCAGGAGUUUGUUAAAAUUGUGCGCAGUUAUGACAACCACGCGAAGUGCGGACUGGUGUGGGUACCCCAUGUGGUGGCGUACAGGUGUCGUACUUGCGGCAUCUCGCCCUGCAUGUCCAUUUGCCGCGACUGCUUCAAGAAGGGCAACCACACGAACCACGACUUCAACAUGUUCCUAUCGCAGGCGGGCGGUGCCUGCGAUUGUGGCGAUACCUCGGUGAUGAAGGCGGAGGGCUUCUGCAGCGAUCACGGCAUCAAUAAUCGGGUCAAUCGCGACCCGGUGCCCAACAAUCUGUUGGCGGUAGCCGAGGCCAUAAUGCCUAAGUUGCUGUUCCGCCUGCUGCAGCACUUCCGCGAGCACAGCGACACCUCUCUCCAGGUGCACGCAACGACGUCGUACUCGUGUGAGGAGUUCGCCAACAUGCUGAUCGAUCUGAACAACAUGGGUGAGAUAAUGCGCAAAGUGAUGACGCGUACGCUGAUCAAUCCGGAGGUAUAUGCCUACUUUAUGGAGGCACCAUGCCAGGACACACGGAAUGGACGUUUCUUGAAAGCGAACCGGGAGAAGUAUGAGGAUGCUGUGAACAGAUUCCCAAACCCAGAGCCACCCGAUGAGUACAGGGAUUUGCCGGCGCUUGGCGACAAACUGGUACACACCACGUUGCUCGAGGAGUUUAUCUUCUGGACAUUCAAGUUCGAGUUUCCACAGACGCUAGUUUGUUUCCUGCUCAACAUGCUCCCAGAUCAGGAUUACAAGGAACACCUGACCCGCACAUUUGUGAUGCACUACAGCCGCAUACCGUCCGUGCUUGAGAUGUCCCGCGAUCCUGAUACCCUCAGCAACCGGGUGGUCCACAUGAGCGUCCAGCUCUUCUCCAACGAAAGUCUGGCCCUCAAGAUGGUCAAUGAGCUGUCACUGUUGCACGUGAUGAUCAUCAGUCUGAAGUUGAUGAUGUCCAAGAUACUCAUACAAAAUACGCUACAUGAUCCCAGCAAGAAUUUUCACUUUGUCAUCGACUGUACGCGACAGGUGAUGAAGGACCAUUGCUAUUGGCCGCUAGUCUCUGACUUUAACAACGUUUUGUCACACGAAUCGGUGGCCCUGGUCUUUUUGAGAGACGACAACCUCAUUGACAUGUGGUUCCAGUUCCUCCAGAUGCUUCAGGGCAUGAAUGUCAACGUGCGGGAGACGGCUUCUCACGUGGAAUUCGAGCCAAACAGCUACUAUGCAGCUUUCUCCUGCGAACUGGAGGCCAGUGCCUAUCCCAUGUGGUCGAUUAUUUCGCAUUUGCAGGAUGGCACACACGCCCACCUGGCCAAAAAGAUCAUCAACUACUGCGUGACGACGCUUCACGAGUGGCUGGACUCUAUUUACUUCAUGGAGGCGCGUCUAUCGAUGGAGGAGAUGAUGCAGGCUUCCUUCCACUUUCCACUGCACCGAUAUUUGGCCGCCUUUGUGUGCCAGGCGGUCACCAAAAUGGGAAUUAGUUUGAACGACGUGCUUCCCUCACGUCCUUAUCUCCUCCCCUUGCUGAUGAUCCAUCCGCUGCGCGUCCAGAGUUUCUUCUACGAGAUCCUCGCCGGAAAAUGGGUGCGCAACGGGCUGCAGAUCAAGGGCCAGGCGAUGACCUACAUCCAGGCGAACUUCUGCAACUCGAUGGCAGACAUGGACCUGUUCUUCCUGCAGAUCUGUGCCACCAACCUGCCGCAGUACUUCUUCCUGCAGAACACCAUCGAGCUGUUCGACGUGGGCCUGUGGCUGGAGACGGCUCCGCUGAAGCAGCCGCAAAAGGCGGAGCAAUCCUCGAUGUUGGAGGGAUUCCUCACCUUCCUGGCCACUCUAGUGACGAGUCGCACGAAUCUGGGCAACGACGAGGCCACUCAGUGCAUCAUCGAGAUCAGUGCCCUGUUGGCUACCGAAAACAAGACGCAUUCGCAGCUCCUCGAACUGAUGCCGGAGAGAUCGGGGAAUGUGCACACCAAGAACUUUGAGACCUUCCUGAAGAAGCUCUCCGUUUACAAGGCUCCGUCCAGUGGGAGCGAGAAUCUGGAGCAGGGUCUCUUCACGCCCAUCGACGAGGUGUGGGAGAAGCACUACGAUCCGCUGCACGUCCUUUUGCGAGCAGUUCAUCGCCGGGACUUCCAGUCCUCGCUCGACCGUUUUACGAACUAUGUGAAGAGUAAGGAGAAGAUGCCGGCGAGCGGGAAUCUGUGGCCACCGUUCCGACUGCCGCAGGCUCUGCCCGCAACUAGCUCCUUUAGCGAUCCGUGCAAGAUUCUCAACUCUCGCGUCUUUCACUCCACCAUCCUAUCGAUAUUUUUCCGGGCAGUGCACACCCGUGAUGUUUCCGAGCACCUGCUGGCCCUGGCCGUGUUUCUCUUGGAGAUUGCGGUGGAAACGAGUGAUGAUGUUGGCAAUUGUCCCGGAGAUCGUGCUCCUCCUGCGCUGGCUGCCAUGGUGGAGUCCUCGGGCGGUCCGGGUUAUCAUGGCUACGGUUCGGGCCGGCAGGAACCGCCCAAGCUGUUUCAGUGCUACCCCACGGACAAUCUAAGCUGCAAUCUGCGCCAUGUGGUUAAGAAGGUGUCUCUGAAGUCGCGCGAUCCGCAAGUGAUAACCUCCAGCUAUCGCUCGAAUCCGUUUUACUCGGAUCUGGACUUUGACGUUGAGGCGGAUCCGGAGCAAUCGUUGCGAAUGAUUGGUCAUGUGGAUUCCGAAGGCGAUGAGGCAACAGGAGGCGCUGGCCUGGGAUCGGUUGGUCUGGGCCCAGGAGCCCUCAGCAGGAGGAAUAUCUCGCAGGCGCUGGUCCCGAUGCGAGUGCCCGGCAUGGAGGUUGCCCUGCCCCCGGAUCUCUCGGUGGUCGCCGAAACGGGUGUGGUCAUCCGGCAGGACAGCAACGACGAUGAGCUACUGAGGGAGGGCGAUCACGUCAUGGAUAUGAGUCCAGCGGCCGCCCUGGAUUUCCAUUUCCCGCUGCAGCAGAUCACGUUGCCGGAGAGUGGGAUGGAGGUGGCCAUCCGGCGGGAUCUCCUGCUGGCCGAGACAAUUAACAUGGGGGCAAUGGGCGGAGGAGGAGGAGAAGGAGGACCUGGUGGAGGCGCCAAUCCAUCGGCCACACCCCCGCUGGCCUCCAACGAGAUGUUCUCGCCCACCACGCCCACGAGCAGUGGCAUGCUGCUGCCUUUCCAAAGGGUCCAGCCCGUGGCCGUUCCCAGCAGCGUCAACAUGGACAUUGUCCCAUCCAAUGCUCUGGGUGCCGGCGGAAGCUUCACCUCCGGCGUGGGUGGUGGCGGCACUGGACGUAGGAUGAACUACGAGACCGGUGGAGCACGAAAACGAUCAGUGGACAUUGCCAUCGGUGGCAGCAACAAGGACGAGCUGCACUUGGAAGAGAGUAUAUUGUCGCUGCUGCUCAAGCUCCAUUCCCAGCUCUCGGGCACGCUGGAUAGCUUCUCGUUGAGCGACGGCGAAGAGCACUCAUUUGGCGAGGAUUCAUCCAUGGAUGUGGACUGCAACGAAGCCAGCACCUCGAUGGCAGCAGCCGAAAGCACCGCUCUGGCCGAAAGAGGACGCAGCAGGCGCAACUACAAGAACAUUCAUGUAUCCUCCUCCCGCAUCGGCGAUGGACCAUUCUUUAUUGGCAAUCUGCUGCGCAAGAUCGCCAAGCAGGAUGAGCAGUGCGCCCUAUGCAUCGACGACAUCCGGGCCAAACUCUGGCCCAACCAGCGCGAGAAGCAGGCGGAAGCGAAAGCCCGCGAGACCAAGGAGAAGGAGGAGCGCCGCAAGAAGGCACGCGAGCGCCAGCAGAAGCUGAUGCAACACUUUGCCAACAAGCAGAAGCAGUUCAUGCAAUCCGCUGCGGCAGCUGCCAGCAACAUGGACUACGGACCAGAGGACGAGGACGACGAGGAGCUGUACGAGGAGCAGCCGCGCGAGAAGGAGUACGACUGCAUAAUCUGCAAUUGUACCACGCCCAGCACGGAAUCGAAUCCUAUAGGACUGGUGGUUCUGGUCGAAUCCAGUGGCAUUGUUGGCCAUCGACGGCGCAUCGCGGAGCGACUGCCGCUGCCCCUUAACGCGGAGGAUGAGUCCCGACUGGAGCACACCACUAGACUGGCCGCCGAAUUCAGCAGGCGUACAGAACUGCUAAGUCUCAAGUUUGGCGACGAGUCCUGGUAUCUGUCCAACAACAUGGCCUACGACAAUGGUGUGCAUGUCCAGUCGUGUGGCCACCACGUUCAUCUCAGUUGCCUGGAGGCAUACCUCAAGACACUGUACACCACCCAACGCCAGCCGGUUCAGGAUCGCGGCGAGUUCUACUGUCCCGUGUGCCGGCAGCUCUCCAACUCGGUGUUGCCGCUAAGUCCACAGCUGGACAGGCCCUCGCACCUCGUCCGCUCAGGUAAUCAACCGUUCGAGCGCCUCGUUGCCGACCUCACCGAUCUGAUCAAGGAGAACGAGACGAUACCGCAGCCAUCAAAACUAACAGAGGCCAUGGGUCACGCUAUGGAGGUAAUGACAAACAUUGCGCAACGCAAGGUCAAGUGCGCCUCGAUCACGUUCCGCAAGCUGUUCAUCUUCGUAACGUCAAUAGCACGAACAAAUCUGGAGGCGGAGAUCAUUCAGCGUGGCGGAUCGCUCUGCUCGGCGAAUUCCACGCGGUAUAAGCCGAAGAGGGACUGCAUCGUACCGCUGUUGCACGUCCUAUCGGUUCAUGUGCGUGUCCUGGUGAAGUGGCCGCUGUGGACCAGCUGGGCCUCGCUGGCCGGCCUGCCUGUGGGCGAUACGGAACCGCUGCCGGCGCACUGCGUCGAGAUGAUACCCAGCCUGCUGGCGGAUCCCAUUGCGCUGUUGCUCAAGUUCAUUCUGCUGGCGCCACUGCAUCUGGACCAGGAUUACUUCACCUGCAUGGUGAAGGUGAUGUACAACCUGCUGUACUACCAGAUUGUGGUCCAGCUGUGCGUCACCCUCACGGAUUUCGAGUGCAAUCACAUUCUCAAAGUUUACGGCAGCGGCUGCGCUGACAGUGGCACUUCCGCCGCGGGAACUCAGUCGGAGUCGUCGACCGCCGGAUCCACGACCAGCUCGUAUAAUCGUCGCCGUGGUGGCCACCAGCAACAGAGCUCUUCGGAGCUGGGCAAGGCCAUGGCCCUGGUGCUGAGUCAGACAAAUGAGCUGGCUCACUUGCGGCGGGAUUGCAUACCCAGCACCAGCAGCUCGGCGGCAGCGGCUGCGGCGGCGGCUGGCUCCUCCUCCACAACCGCAUCAGGUUCCGCCACAGCAACGGCAUCAGCCUCCGCCUCAACCUCCUCGACCCCGCCGCAUGAGGUCAAUCUCAAAUCCAUGGAGCUCCAACUGCAGUCACUGUGUUUGCCCUUCCUGCGAGUGGCUGCCCUGCUCCGCCAGCAUCUCUAUCGCCACGAGAUGCCCGAGAUCUCGGCCCCGGGUCUGGAGUUUGUGCGUCUGGUCUACUACUUGGAACUGGUCACCGAUUCGAUGGACUGGGAUUGUUUUAAUGCCAGCAAGGGCCUGUGCUUUAUUCCCGGCACUGAGCAAACGCUGCCACAGUUCUGGUGCCAGCAGCUAAUGGAAGUGCGUCCGCCGGCGGAUACGAUCAGGGAAUUGGUACUCAUCAAUCAGCACUCGUUGUGGCAGCAGCCGCGACUUCUCGAACUGCCGCGCGAGUACGAACGCUUGUUCACGUACUACCACGAGCGCCCGUGCCUCAACUGCUACAAAGUGCCCAAGGAGAGCUCCAUUUGCCUGCUGUGCGGGAAGAUCGUUUGCCUCAAGCAGAACUGCUGUGCGGAGAACGACUGCUGCGAGGCUGUUCGGCACACGCUAUCCUGUGGUGGAGGCAUUGGCAUCUUUUUGGUGGUCACCUCCACGUACAUCAUCGUUAUCCGCGGACGACGCGCCUGCCUUUGGGGCUCUCUGUAUCUGGACGACUUCGACGAGGAGGAUCGCGAUCUCAAGCGCGGCAAACCUUUGUAUUUGAGCCAAGAUCGCUUCAACCUGCUGGAGUCGCAGUGGCUAUCCCAUAAGUUUGCUCACACAAAACACACCUGGGUGUUCCAUCGGGAUCUCUUGUGAAAUAUGGAAGAUCUACUGCGCAGCAUCCAGGAGCUGGUUGGCCAGAUCUGAGAUGGGAUUGGAAGCGUCAGUCAGCUGCCCGGCCGCUCCUCGCCUAGUCGAACCAGUCAACCACCCGCCCCCAAAAUCCCUUUCAAUCACCAGCCCACACUAAUCCAACCAAGCAACAAACCAACAACCCCACUUGUCCCCUAAGUUUAAGCGAGUUUCGUUGUUGUUUCGGCGCUUCAUUCGCGGAGGAGGAGUAGGAGUAGGACACCAGGCCGCGUUCUGUCCGCUAUCUGCAUCCGUAUUCGCUUACGGUCACCCCCAACCACUACGCCCCACGCACCUAGAAGCAACGUCGGCAAUUUGCAAUUAAUUGAUAUUACACAUUUUUAUAUAUAACAAUACUUAUAAAUAUGGAUGCAAAACAAAACGAAAAACUACAGCUAUAUGAUUGUUUGUUGUCAACUGUUCAACUGAGAAACGCAUAAUACACUUAAUAUAAAAAUCCGCCUAAUCUCGCGAGCAAAAAAAAUAUUUAUCAACAAAUUUAGUGCGACCUAAAAAUACAUAAAUACGCUAACCACCCAAUUGCUGGGCGAAGACGAAGAAAAUAAAACCCUGAAAGAAACCGAAAUUUAAGCUCCGCGCGGGUCUCUCUAGUUGCGUUCUACCUAAACUAAGUCUUAAGUCCUUAACUCUAUAGGUUUUUUUUUUUAGGGAAAACAAAGGCAAGAAAGCAAGUAACAAAAAAUAACACGAUACACAAUAUAACAAUUGUCUACUUUGGCCUCAUGAGUUUGUGCAUGUAAAAAAUGAAAAAAGAUUAUAUAGUUAAUAUAUAUAAAUACCAUAUUUACUAAAGUUAAUGCAACAAAAGCAAAAAAAAAAUACAAAACAAAAAAACAAUAAACGAAAAGCGAAUUGUGAAUUGCGUAGAAAUUAGUUUGCAUAUAUCCCAUUAUACAUAAAUAUUAUGUAAUUAAGAGUGGAAGCAUAAAGAAAAAAUGAUUGACGAAGAGGGUAAUCUGAAUAUGAAACACUAGGAUCGGAAGUGAAUUUGUUAUUAGUUUUAACAAAUUGUGUGUAUUUAUUUCUAGUUCUGCAAUUCGAUUUAUUGAAAUAUUAGCUAGUCUUUGCAGUAGAUCAAUUUGAUCGUUCAAUUUGAUAUUGAAUUCCCAUUGCAGCUAUGAACGGAAGUGAAUUUGUUUUUAGUUUUUAAAAAUUGUGUGUCAUGUAGGAGCACACAUUUUGUAAAAACGUGUAAAUGACUCGAGUUGCAGAACUAGAAUUGAGUAUUUAAGGUUUUUCAAGAAAUUCAAAAAAAAAAAAUUGAAGGUAUCUCCUUCAUUAAACCUGGUUGUCUAGUAAUUGGUAUAAGAUUCCAUCGAGUUAUAGAACAAUUGCAUGUGAGUUAAAAAGACAUGGGAAAAAUUGCUGCGCAUUGUAAAUACACUAAAAACGAAGCUGCAUCUUGUAUAAUUAUAUAUUAAAAUAUCACAUUUUUCCCUUAUAUUUUUUUUUGCUAGUUAUACAAAUCUAGAUGUUUCGGUUGGCCUCCUAGACUAACUAAAUACUACUCUGCAAAAACAAAAAAACACACGAUUUAAGAGAUUAAAUAGCACAGCACAGCAAGACACUCCGAAUACACCGACACAGAUACACACACACCCUAGUACUCUAGUACACCCAAAAAAGAUAAUGUAAACAUGCAUUCUGAGUGACAAACCGAAAUCCCUGAAUAAAAUUUAAAAAUCAUUACAAAAGAA
Molecule: messenger RNA, 9297 nt
Organism: Drosophila rhopaloa
Lineage: Eukaryota; Metazoa; Arthropoda; Insecta; Diptera; Drosophilidae
Gene: Ubr3
Product: E3 ubiquitin-protein ligase Ubr3
Biological process (GO): ubiquitin-dependent protein catabolic process via the N-end rule pathway; protein ubiquitination
Cellular component (GO): cytoplasm; ubiquitin ligase complex
Molecular function (GO): ubiquitin protein ligase activity; zinc ion binding
Source: RefSeq, a predicted model, not a curated record